This is a messenger RNA of Ostertagia ostertagi, 384 nucleotides long. The record is from the annotation of a GenBank genome assembly. NCBI's taxonomy places the organism in Eukaryota, Metazoa, Nematoda, Chromadorea, Rhabditida, Trichostrongylidae.
CCAGAGACAUAUGCUCGGAAUCCGCAAUACAAUUCGCACUUCAUUGUAACUGAAGAUUCCGUGGAACAGGAUGGCAAGUGCACAGUGAUCGUUGCUGUACUGCAGAAAUAUCGCCGAGAAAUGAGAACUAUCGGCAAAGACAGUUUGCCUAUCGGAUUUGCCGUCUACGAGGUGGACUCUGAUCCGAAUGGUGCCCUCAGUGCGGACUACCUUCUCGGACGUAAACCAACGGCUCGUACCCGGGUAUUCAUCAAUAUGCGAGAAGUAACGUGCCGUUUCCGUGUACCGGCUGGACACUACGUUAUUCUUCCGUGCACAUUUGACCCGGGUUGCGACGGAGAGUUCCUUCUACGAAUCUAUGUAAACGGAAAACUUCAGACUUGG